AUGCAAGCAGUUAUUGCGAGACAAGGAGCUGCUAUAAUGCCGUCAUCAAGGUCCCUAUUGCGGUCAUUAGAGGCUCUACCCUCGCAACUAAACAGUUCUCGCUAUGUCUGCACGAAUUGUCGCUGGCAAUCGUUCCCACGAGCCCGAAAUCUGAUCUCCACGCCAUCUCGUCGAUACAACUCGUCCGGCAAUCUUCCAUUCACCGAAAAGGUACGACGAAAGCUAUGGGGCACAGACAAUCCCCCAGGUUUAAAGGACCCUUAUGGAGGAGAAAGCAUACUUGAGAGAAGAGCUCGUGAGCUCCGGGAAGCCAGGGAAGCCAGGGCGGACGAAUCGCAAGAAGUCCCGGAAGGAUCUCUCGAGGCUAUGGCAGAGGAAACGAAUGCCGAGGCCGUGGAAGAUUACACUCCCGCGAUUAAUUGGGAUGGGCUAGAGCAUGUCGGAUCAUUGGGUGAAUGGUGGGAGAAACCACCUACUGAGAUGGAUAAAUUUGAUGCAUUCAUGCGGAGGGAAAAGAUUACGAACAAUAAUGAUAUACUGGCUAUCUUACAUCAGGCCCUUGUUGAAUUGAGUGUCUUGAAGGAGCUUAACAAGCCCUUGGAAGCUUCUUGCGACAUCCUCGAGCAUGAGCCCCAGAUUCUGUCUCUAAUCAACAAAGUUGAGAUAGUCCCCUCGAAGGAACAAUCCGGAGCUGCAUUGGCAUUCCCAAGUGAAGAUGCGAAAGCCAAGGUGUAUGAAUUCUUCCGUGAAUUUGACUCCAUCCCGGCUGAGGAACCCGCUGCCUCUGAAGAACUUCCUUCCACAGAACCCGAGAUGGAUGCCAACUCCGAAGUAGUAUCUGAAACCUCAUCAUUCGAGCUUAGCCCUCCAGCUAGCACAGAGUUCCUGAACAUUUCUCUCAUGUCCCCAGACAUGAAGUUUGCGUACUUGAAAAGAGUUAGCCAGUUGACCGGCCACUUCAUUCCGGACCAGGAGCUUGCAUCCAUAUCCAGCGUAUCUUCCGUGCAAGACUUCCUUAUCCGCGCUUCGACCCCCAAACCUACGAAGCUUGCGGAGCAGCUUAUUGUUGAGGGAACCUUCGAUGGUAUCCCUAAUGUCAAGAUCUAUGACAGAAGACAAACCCCCAUUGACAGCGAAAUCGAAACAGGUCAAUGGAAAGUCAUUGAGGAAGAACUUACGAAAAGAGGACUUCCAAUCACAGGCCGCAAAGUUGCAUGA
Molecule: messenger RNA, 1218 nt
Organism: Trichophyton verrucosum HKI 0517
Lineage: Eukaryota; Fungi; Ascomycota; Eurotiomycetes; Onygenales; Arthrodermataceae
Exons: 3
Coding region: 1-1218 (405 amino acids)
Cellular component (GO): mitochondrion
Source: RefSeq, a predicted model, not a curated record